CGUGGCAGAGGGGCUUUUGGGAACGUGGGACCGGCCCUGGGUCUUUCACUUCCGUGGAAAAGCGGCUGGAGGACCCCCGGACUCGCAGCCAGCGGCGCAGCCAGAGCAUGCCCAGUGUUUGCGCUCCAGCUUCCGCGCAUUGGCCGCGGUGUGAGGAGGUUGGAUCAACACCGGUUGCGUAAGAGUGUCUUCAGAUCAGUAGCCUGUCCGUCGGCGUGACAGCCCGCGGGGAUGGAGCGCGGCGAAGAGGACGAGAAUGAGAGCGGCUCGUCCCAACACAACACGAUGUGGAAACAGUUGCAAGCCAAAGCAAAGCCCCUGCUCAGCCCCAAGCUGGGCGCCAAGGAGCCCGAAGACAAGAAGGAGCGAGGCAUGUGGGUCUUCAGGAAGCUCAAAUGGAGGGAAAAUGCCGAGCUGGACCGGGGGAUGUCCUCCUCGCAGCCCGACCUGCUCUUUUCCGCUCAGGUGGACGCGGACGCGGUGGAGGCGGAACCGAAGGAGGCUCAGGUCUGCGGCAAAGCGACCGGGAGCGGCUCAGGGCUCGUCCGGGAGAAGCUGCUGUCGACCAUCAAGCUCAGGUCCUCCAGCCCCAAUAAGCCCACGGUGGCUCAGCUGGUGCAGUCCCACCACAAGAGCGCAUCCCUGGGCUCUGCGUGCCUGGAGAGUAUGGCCGAGGCUUCGGGCAACAGCAGCGGGGACGACGCUGCAACAGCUGCCGCAGCAGCGGAGGAAGCGCAGUCGGAGGACGAGCAGCCGGGGAGCUCCCAGCAGGGCGUCGGGGGCCCGGGCUCCGCGGGGGGACACAGCUCAGGGAUGUACAAGCUGGAGGUGGAGCUGAAGCGAGGAAACAACCUGGCCAUCAGAGACCGAGGAGGCACCAGUGACCCCUACGUCAAGUUCAAGCUGGGGGGUAAAGACGUGUUCAAGAGCAAAACCAUCUACAAAAACCUGAACCCGGUUUGGGACGAGAAGGUGACGUUAGUGACGGACUCUCUGAGCGAGCCUCUGUAUGUCAAGGUGUUCGACUACGACUUUUGUCGCCAGGACGACUUCAUGGGGUCAGCGCUCGUCUGUCUGGAGUCUCUGGAGCAGCAGAGGGCCAUCCCUGUGACACUGGAGCUGAAGGACCCUCAGUGUCCAGACCAGGACCUGGGGACUCUGGAGCUCAGCGUCACUCUGACUCCUAAAGAAAGUCCCAUCGACGACAGACGGGACUCCACGACUAUGCUGCUCAGGAGGUCCUGGAAACGAUCCACUAAGCAGCAGCAGUCAACACGACUCUCCGAGGUUCACCGCAAGUCUCAGCUGUGGAGAGGCAUCGUCAGCAUCGCUCUGGUCGAAGGGCGAAACUUCAUCCCCACGGACCAAAACGGCCUGAGCGACCCCUACGUCAAGUUCAGGCUGGGACCCCAGAAAUACAAGAGCAAGGCCAUGCAGAAGACCCUGAACCCGCAGUGGAGGGAACAGUUUGACCUGCACAUGUAUGAGGAGGCUGGAGGGAUGCUGGAGAUCACAGUGUGGGACAAAGACACCGGCAGACGGGACGACUUCAUUGGACGAUGCCAGGUGGACCUGUCCACCCUGGCCAGGGAGCAGACUCACCACCUGGAGGUGCCUCUGGAGGAGUCCCGGGGCGUCCUGGUGCUGCUGGUCACGCUGACGGCCACGGCCUCCGUCUCCAUCGCUGAUCUGUCCGUCACGCCGCUGGACGACCCUGAGGAACGCAGGGAGAUCCUCAAACGAUACGGCAUGAAAAAGUCCUUCUCACACCUGAAAGACGUGGGUGUGGUUCAGGUGAAAGUUUUGAGGGCAGAAGGACUCAUGGCUGCAGAUGUAACCGGUAAGAAAACAUCAACUCAGAUCAUCAGACGUCUACAGAUGUUUGGCUUUGACCUCAUGUCUUUGGUCUCUUUAGGUAAAAGUGAUCCUUUCUGUGUUCUGGAGCUGAACAACGACAGGCUGCAGACACACACUGUUUACAAGAACCUCAGUCCAGAGUGGAACAAAGUCUUCACCUUUAACCUGAAAGACAUCCACUCGGUGCUGGAGGUGACGGUGUUUGACGAGGACCGAGACAGGAGCGCAGACUUCCUGGGAAAAGUGGCCAUUCCUUUAUUAAAUGUGCGUAACGGCGAACAGAAGCGCUACAUGCUGAAGAAUAAGUGUCUGACGGGUUUGACCAAAGGAGCCAUUUACCUGGAGAUCGAUGUCAUCUACAACACUAUUAAAGCUGCUUUGAGGACGGUGAAGCCUGCAGAGCAGAAAUACAUCGAGGAGGAACCCAAAGUCUCCAAACAGUUGCUGCAGCAGAACUUUAACCGGGUGAAGCGAUGCAUCAUGGUCCUGAUCAGCUACGGCGCCUACAUCAAAAGCUGCUUCGAGUGGGAGUCGACCCAGAGGAGCGUCGUGGCCUUCGUGCUCUUCGUGGUGGUGGUGUGGAACUUCGAGCUCUACAUGCUGCCGCUGGCUCUGGUGCUGCUGCUCAUCUGGAACUUCUUCUUCUGCAAGGAAUCGCUUGACGUGUCCAUGGAGUUUGAAUGGGAAGAUGACGAAGACGAUAAAGACGACAAGGACUCGGAGCACAUGGGCUUCAUGGACCGACUUUACGCCAUCCAGGACGUGUUCGUCAGCGUGCAGAGCGCCCUGGACGAGGUGGCGUCGGUCGGAGAGAGGAUGAAGAACACCGUGAACUGGACUGUGCCUUUUCUGAGCUGGUUGGCCAUCACUGCCUUAUGUCUGGCCACCUUCCUCCUCUACCUCAUUCCUCUCAGAUACCUCAUACUAGCAUGGGGUGUGAAUAAAUUCACCAAGAAGCUUCGUAACCCGUACUUGAUCGACAACAACGAGCUCCUGGACUUCCUGUCCAGAGUUCCCUCCGACUUUCAAGUGAUGCAGUAUCGGGAGCUGAAACCUGAACCUGGUCCAAGUCCCAACAAACGCAGCAGGAGGACGAACCCGAGCUAGCUGCUCACGUCUCAACUGUGAACUCUGUAAAACUUUCUUAUUUAUAUAUAUUUAUUGUACAUUCUGAUCAUUAUUAUUAUGAAAAGUCGGGUGAUGUGGGAUUUUUUUUUUGUUUUCUAAACCUUGUAAAGUAAAAAAACAAAAAACAAAGAGCUGUUUUUUAAACUUUUUUUUCUCGUGUUGACGAUGACUGUGAUGAAUGUUCAUGUGUUCAUGUCGUGUGUUAUGAAGUGUCUGCAUGUAGCUGCACGGGACCGAUGCAUUCACUGCUUCUUUAUUUCCUCUGUGUCUUGGAGCUGCAUGUAGUUUCUGACCAAUCACAGCCCUGCAUGCUGCCUGUCCUCCUCUAUGCUAAGCUAACAGAGCUAAACACAUGUUUAGAGUUUAACUGAAGGUUGAGGCCUCGAGUCGUCAGGUUUCUUCUCUUUUAUUUCUUUGUCCUGUCUUUAUUAUAUUUUCUCAUUUAAAUAUUAAUCAGGAUUAAACCGUGUGACCCCUGAAAGCAGAUGAUUUAAUUAUUAAUUUGUCUGAGUUAUCGACUUUAAAAACAGAUAUAAAUAUUAUUAAUAAUUAAAAAAUACAGGUGGAUUCAUAUGGAGCCAAAUAUAACUUGGAAUAAUAAAUAAAUACCAAAUAUUUUAA
Molecule: messenger RNA, 3606 nt
Organism: Mugil cephalus (flathead mullet)
Lineage: Eukaryota; Metazoa; Chordata; Actinopteri; Mugiliformes; Mugilidae
Gene: mctp1b
Product: multiple C2 domains, transmembrane 1b
Exons: 20
Coding region: 232-2964 (910 amino acids)
Biological process (GO): regulation of neurotransmitter secretion
Cellular component (GO): synaptic vesicle membrane
Molecular function (GO): calcium ion binding
Source: RefSeq, a predicted model, not a curated record